CUAGUAAUUUUUGCAAAAGUUUACAACAUUGCAAUAUUGUUGACAUAUUCAGUAAUCUAAGGAAAAUUUACCCAAAACAUUUAGAAAGAGUCCACAGAAAGGCCUUUUAUUUAUAAAAGAAUCAUAAUCAAAUGUUAGACCGUAAUGUAUUUUCCAAUAGGAUGGCCAAAAGUGUGCAAGAAUUUGGAAGCAGAUGGACAGGCAAUCAAACAAAUAGUAUCAAAUAGAGACAAAAUACUUUUUGUAUCUUUGACUGAUGAUUCUAUUAUUAUUUGGUUUUGCAAGCCUACUGUGCCAAUAGUUUAUCAAAAGCGUAAUGCCGACUCCAUACAGAGACUUGGUAUAAAUGUUGGUGUGGAAUGGAAACCGGAUUCUUCUAUGAUUUGCAUAUCGACACAAGAAGGACAUUUAAUCAUCUACAAUGUGGAACCACAACCUGAGCAAACUGCAUACAAUCAAUUUGAUCCACCUAUGGCAAGUCUACGCAGGGAUUCAGCUGAGCUAUUUGUGAAAGAGAUGAUACCAUCACUUAAAAUAACAUUGUUUAAAGAAGUCUUAGUAUGGGAUGGACAGAUUACCCGCAUGUGUUGUAUAUCGGGUACCGAGAUUCUGGUGUGUACCACUCGCGCCCAUCUCUUGAGAUACAGAUGGGAUGGGACACAGAACAGAGACUACUGCUUAGACCUAGGACGGAUACCAUUCUCUAUAAAUCAACAAGUUUCUAAAGCCGAACCUAUCUUAGAAGAUAACACGCACGUAAAUGAUAUCGAAUACUCCCCAUUAGUGUGUGGUUUUGGCAUCACUCUGAAUGAUGGCCGGGCAGCCUACCUCACCGCUCCUAACCUCAAAUUUGAUCCAAAUGCAGUACAAGGGAUCUGGGCGCCAGGCAUAGAUGACGCUACUUGUGCAAGAGUUAAUCAUAAGUUCAGACUUAUUGCUAUUGGCAGGAGAAAUUCACAAGUAGACGUGUUUACGAUAGACGAAGUGACUGGAGGUUUGGAGUUAUCGCACACUAUGGUGCUCAGCUCGAAGGAUUUCCCCGGCGAUCCCGGACCUGUUAAAUGCAUUAGAUGGACCGGGGACGGUCGCGCGGUGUCGGUGAGCUGGGAGCGCGGCGGCGUGUCCGUGUGGAGCACGUUCGGCGCGCUGCUGAUGUGCUCGCUGGCCUGGGACUACGGCCUCAGCCAGGACCUCACCAAGCACAACCCGCUGGUCGUCUCCAGUAUGGAAUGGGCUACAGAAGGCUAUCAGCUGUGGAUGGUCAAGAUUGAAAGUGAUACAACUUCGAAUUUAAUACAAAUGGAUUUUAUUAAAAGUCCCCUCAGCGUAAAUCCAUGUAUGAGCAAUCAAAGGCAUUUAUAUUUACAAGCAGAUGAUAAACUUUACGUCAAUUUAGAAGACAAUUUAACGAGAAAAACCAAGAUAUCAAUGAUCGAUUCAUCCGAUUAUCAAGAGAAUGGUGUACCGGACCAGCACACGUUGGAAUACGACAAUAAAGCCAAGUACAAAGACUUUGUGGAUGACAACGAGUGCAGGAAACAGUGGAUAGUGUUGCCAUUACCCGCUACGUAUAUCGCUACUAAUUGGCCGCUUAGGUACAGCGCUAUCGACGAGGCGGGCGUGAACGUGUGCGUGGCGGGGCGCGCGGGGCUGGCGCACUACAGCUGCGCCUCGCGCCGCUGGAAGCUGUUCGGCAACGAGGCGCAGGAGAAGGACUUCGUCGUCACCGGCGGCAUGCUCUGGUGGAGGGACCACAUCGUCAUAGGUUGCUACAGUAUCUUGGACGGGCACGAUGAGAUUCGCUUCUACCCGCGCGACGCGAAGCUGGACAACAGGUUCGCUAAGAUGGUGCGUGCGCAGGCGCAGGUGUACGCGCUCGACGCACUCGACGACCAGCUCGUCGUCUUCUCUGCGGACGCGCUCGUCACCAUAUACGAACUCAGUGUUGAAAAAAACGGGUGUGUGGAGAUGCGGUGCGUGCAGGCGGUGGACAUAUCGGCGCUGUCGCACCCCGCGUGCGUGGUGUCUGCGGCGCUGUGCCGGCUGCAGGAGCAGGCGGGGCCGCCGCACCUCGCGCGCCCGCACGCCCCCGCCACGCCCCUCGCGCCGCACUCGCUCGUAAUAAACGCAAGUGGGAAACUGAUGAUGGUGCAGAGAGAGGAGUACGACGUUGACGAAGACAACAAUCCAGCAUACAGCUGUCUUCCGGCGACAGUUCUGGCGUCGUGCGUGGAGAGCGUGUGGUCGUGCGGCGGAGCUCGCCAGCAAACGCAGCUGUCGCGCGCGCUCUGGCUGUGGUGUGGCGCGCUCGGCGCACGCGUCUGGCUGCCCCUGCUGCCUCGCGACACCACCCGCCGACCUGACUCCUCUAGGCACACCUUCAUGGCCAAGAGGAUCAUGCUGCCAUUCCACCUUAAUAUAUACCCACUGACAAUUCUUUUCGACGAUGCGAUACUUCUAGGAGCAGAAAAUGACACAACACUUUACGCAUCAGACUCCAACUCCGUGUUCUCUUUGCCCUUCUGUGUUGUGAAUAGAACGAGCCAGGUGUACCUGCACCAAAUCUUACGUCAGCUGCUGCGACGCAACCUGGGGUACCACGCGUGGGAAAUCGCGCGCUCGUGUGCUCAGCUGCCAUACUUCCCGCACUCUCUGGAGCUGCUGUUACACGAGGUGCUGGAGGAGGAGGCCACUAGCAAGGAGCCAAUACCUGACGCACAGCUGCCCAGCGUUAUAGAGUUUGUUCACGAGUUCCCAGUCUAUCUACAGACAGUGGUACAAUGCGCAAGAAAAACAGAAAUAGCUCUGUGGGCGUACCUUUUCUCUGCGGCCGGCAAGCCCAAGGAGCUAUUCCAGGAGUGUCUGCAGAGGAAGAUGCUGGACACCGCCGCAUCCUACCUCAUCAUUCUGCAGAACCUGGAGAGUUCAGCUGUGAGCCGGCAGCUCGCCACGCAGCUGCUGGACACGGCGCUGCAGCACGAGCGCUGGGACCUCGCCAGGGACCUCGUCAGAUUCCUCAGAGCUAUAGAUCCAAACGACGUAGACUCGCCGCGCAACUCAGUGAACGUGCAGGCCAAGUACGGACAGAUCGUGCAGCCGCAGACCGUGCCCAAUGCGGAGGACCUCUCUGUUAUACUUGGCACUAUGCAGCUGGCAGGCGGCAGAGGACGCAGUUUCAGUACGACAGCAGCCCCACGCGAGCCGUCCCCACCAGCGGCCGCGCCCGCGCCCCCGCCCGCGCGCCGCACCGCCGCCGUCAAACGGAAGAAGUCAGUACCAGCACGCGCUGACAGGGAAUCGUAUAGCGGUACUGCGGAGGAGUUCUUCAUCGACAUGAUGAUCCAGCGGCACGCGCGGCUGCUGCUGUCGACGGCGCGGCUGGUGGCGCUGGGCCGGCUGGCGGCAGCGCUCGACUUGCACCUGGUGGCCUGGCUGGCCGGUGAGCGCGAGCGCGCCGCGCGCGUCGACAGCGCCGUGCUCUGCCUCAAGCGGCUGCACGACGACUUCAACUGGCCCUACCCCGUGCUGCAGCAGGGCGACGAGCACUACAUACAGCGCAAGGCCAGCGUCGUACCCUGUCCAAACACGCCGUCAGCGGAAACGGACAGUCUGUGCGGAGAUAGCGGCUAUAUGAGUCUAUCACUUCGUGCGGCUUUGCCCAUCGCGCUCGGCGCACCUAUCUCACCCGGGCCCGUCAGUUCAGCGGGCGAGUGCAGCGUGGCGGAGGGCGGGGCGGUGGCGUGGGGCGGGGCCAGCGAGAGCGCGGGCGGGGAGGAGCGGCGCUACGCGGCCCUCAUGGAGCGCCUGCAUGUGCACCAGGCGGAGCGCGGCGACCACACCGCGCACGUGCGGCUACGAUACUUCUUGCAACUGAUGACGGAGGCGUCGUGCGUGGAGUGGGCACUAGUGGUGGCGGUGGCGCUGAAGGACGCGCUCGCCGUGCUGCGUACUGCCAACGCGGCGCGCGCGCAUGACGUCAGUGCCGCUGCCGUACGCAGGCUGCGCACUGCCAUCAUAGACCUCUGCGCCUGGAGCGACGCCGAGUGUCUUGGCUACAAGCCGUUCAUGAUGGCGAUCAACAACCAAGUGCCAUUCCUGACAUCCAUCAUCAACGCGCGCGAACGAAGAGUUUCGAUGGUCAAAAACCGAGUACGAACACCCAGUACUGGCUCAUUAAAUUUGGAAUUAAAAUCUCAGCAAACAACUCAAGAAGCCAUACUGCCUCCGCCGCAGAAGGCGCAGGAGGUGUCGAAGCAAUCCGUCCGCAAGGAGUCCCCCAGCGUGUCCGCAGAGUGCGGGCCCGCGCCGCCCGCGCCCGCCAACUGCCGCCUCAUGUAGACCACCCCCACCCCCACUCCCUCACAUAUCACAGACACCACCAUAACUUUAUACAACCUUUACACUUUUGCAGCCUUACAAAUAAACGCGGUAUAACUUUAAACUUGAAAUAAACUGAGUAUAAGCAAACUUUGUACUAAUAUUUGCUUACACUCAGAAUAACGUGAUAGUCUAGUAAAAAAGAAAAAAAAACAAACUUUGUUCUAAUGUUUGCUUAUAGUCAGUUUCUCCCUUUAACUUUAACUUUAUAUCGCAUUUAUUUGUAAGGCUGUUUGACUUUAUUAACGAAGAUAUUUGUAACUUAACUGAAAACGUAGAUGAUGUUUUUUUUUCUCUGACAUCUGUCAACAGUUUGACAGUGACAGCCCUGUUAUAUUCGUUGGUCAUAGAUAAUGUAAAUCUUAAUUUAAAAAAUAAUAGAGUGAUUAAUGUAAUUGUAUAUCAUAUAAAUAGUAGAAUUUUAGAUUGAAACUGUUUAAAAUAAUUAAUAGUAAUGUGAAAAUAUUAUGUUUAGUACACAAUUUAACUGGACAUAUUUUAAUCUUUUGAUUAACAAUUAGUAUUAGAAAUUUUUAAGUAUUUUGUGUAUGUUUGUAUACUAAUAGUCUCGAUUUGUAUUUUAGUUAAUAUUUCCAUGGUGCGCAAAGGUCUCAAUUUAACCUCGCUCACAAAAACUUUCCUUCACUGCAUUAACUUUUUCUAGUCUUUACUAAUUAGUGUUUUCUUAUAGAAUCUGUGCAGUCUUAUUUAUUUUUAAAUGUCAUUAGAUAUUUUAUAUGUAAUUUACUUACAUAUAGCACAGAGAAAGUUCUAUAGGGACAUUUAAAACCAAUAUUUUGCAAAUGUUUUGACACAUUUUGUGUAUACUUUAUUAUUGCUUAACAUAUGUCAUAUAAUUUAUUAAAAUUAAUCAUUUUUUAAUGUAAAUUAUGUUGUUUUUAAUGGAUUUAAUCAAAACUAUACUUACUGUUUAUGAUGAAUUUAAAUAUUUGUGGUAGAAUAGGUAAUAAAAAAUUUAAUAUGAACAUUAAUUUAGUACAAUUCAUAGGAAAAUCACUUUAAUUAUAUUGAAACGUUUUAUUUAUAAAUUUUAAUCAUUUUCUAAUUGAUUAUUUAUUUCAUUAUAAUUCAAUUAAUUAACCAUUUUCAUUAUAUUUUUCGUAUAACAAUUAGAUUUUGCUCAUCGCCUUAUUAAGGUUUUAUUUUGUAUUGCUCAAGUAAUAAUCUCAUAUUUUAUUAAGUAUUACUCACCGAACUUUAAUUUACUGGUAUUUCGCCAUUUUGGUGCCAAUUUUGUUUUUUUUUGACUUAAUAUUUAAAUUAUACAUUUUUUUCUUUAGUACAUUAUAAAGACGCUGUUUUUCAUAAUCGAGCCAUAGUUAGAAAUAUACGUUACAUUAGCAAAUGUUAACUUUAGGAUAUUUUUAGUACAAAUUAAUAUAAUUUAAUACUUUACUCUCAAUGUAAUUUUAUGUUAUUGAUUAAUAACUUAUAUACGCCAUUUUUAAACACAACAAUUUAUUAAAUAUUUGAAAAGGCAACUAUUUUCUCAUUUACUAGAGUAUCAUGUUAUUCUGGUCGCAUAGUAUGAGGAGAGUAAAGUACUAAAACUGUGUCCAUAUCAACUAUACACAUGUUAUACUAACAUUUAAUUUAUAAGUGAGUAUGUAAGCAAUAAUAUGUGAAAUUAAUUUUAAAGUAACAUAGAAAUAAGAAAUCACAGUUUUUAAUUAUUUUAAUUAAAUUAUUAAUAAUUUUUAGUGAAAUGUAUUUGUACCUAUGUGUUUUAUUGGUAUGUUUUCAAUUAGUAAUUUGUACUUCAUAUAUGUGGAGUUCUUCAGUCGAACACAGACAUAUUGUUAUUCCGCUUAUUAACUUUGAAAAAAAAAAAGAGACAACAAUACAUUAUUGUUUGCGUAUUUGAGCAGUAAAAUCACGGUAAAAUGUGUUUCAUUGUAAUAACUAGUAUGUUAUAUAUAUACAUUCCAAAUUAAAGUAUUUUCGAUUAAUGCAGAAUUAGGCAUUUUAUCAGAAUACUGUUAGUUUUGAAUUAUGUUUGCGAUGUUUCCUUCAUAUUCUUUAGUAUAGUGUAGAAUAUUACUAGUGCGCAGUUUGCUGAUGGCCUCACGACGUGAAAUGUUAAAAAACGCUAUUGAGAAACUGACGCGGUCGCUUUUUCAUAACUAUCGCACAACUGUUUAGUCUCGCUUUGAUUGCCUUAUGAAAGAGCGCACACUACUCGUUUUUUAGUUGUGCAA
Molecule: messenger RNA, 6596 nt
Organism: Papilio polytes (common Mormon)
Lineage: Eukaryota; Metazoa; Arthropoda; Insecta; Lepidoptera; Papilionidae
Gene: Rich
Product: guanine nucleotide exchange factor subunit Rich
Exons: 27
Coding region: 145-4338 (1397 amino acids)
Biological process (GO): intracellular protein transport; retrograde transport, endosome to Golgi
Cellular component (GO): cytosol; Golgi membrane; Ric1-Rgp1 guanyl-nucleotide exchange factor complex
Molecular function (GO): protein binding
Source: RefSeq, a predicted model, not a curated record